GGCGGGGCGGCCAUCUUUUGUGUGUCGGAUUCUGAUUGUGAACAGUGGAGACGGUGAGUGGACGGGGACUAAACAAACGGAAGGGGGACCAAGCAUUUGGAUAUUUUCACACACUAUCCCCAAGCCAUGGUGAAGAUUUUUGUUGGCGGUGUCUCCCCAUCUGCAUCCCCUGAAGAGUUAAAGAAGCUCUUUGAGAGGUAUGGUCAGGUGAAUGAAUGUGACAUUCUCAAAAACUAUGCCUUUGUCCACAUGGAAAGAGAGCAGGACGCUCACCGUGCCAUUGGAGAGUUGCACAAACAGGAGUUCUAUGGCUCCCAUCUUACUGUGGAAUAUGCAACGUCAAAGAUUCGCAAUGCCACCAAAAUAUACGUGGGCAAUGUCUCAAGCAGGGCGACAACAUCCCAAAUCAAGGAGUUAUUUGAGAAGUUUGGCAAAGUUGUAGAAUGUGAUAUAGUAAAGAAUUAUGCUUUUGUACACAUGGCCAAGGAAAGAGAAGCCAUGGAUGCGAUUUUGCACCUUAAUGAUACUCCUCUGGAGGACCAGAAGAUCUUUGUUACUCUGUCCAAGAGCAACAACGCCCCAAAGAGCUCCAAGUUAGCAUCUUCAGCUGUUAUUGCAGUUCCAACAGCACCUCCACCUCCUCCUCCACCACCACCAGCUUACUACUUUCAUCGUGGACGCCUGCCGCCACCUCCAGCUUCUUUCUCAGCGUUUUCACCUCGCUGCUGGUACGAGAGGGAGUACUAUGAGAGAUACACGUAUGAUAUCUACGACAGAAGUGGGCUUGGAGCUCGGGCAGCAUACGACAGAGCCCUUGCUCCAGUAGUAGCUGCAGCUGCUGCAACCCUUCCAACUGCUCCCGUAGCUGCUGCUCCAACAGCUCCAACAUCUAUCAGCGCAGCCUUGGCUCCCGCAGCAUACAGGGACAGAAGUCCUGUUGGCAGGAGGACAGCAGCAGCAGUUAUGGCACAAUAUGCUGAUCCAUAUGGAGCAUCUCAAGCCUACAGCCAGAGUUACAGCCAAGCCUACGCCUCUGCUUUCUCUCAGUAUAGCUUGGGAGCAGCAGGUUACAGUCCCGCUGAGUACUACGAGAAAUAUGCUAACGGACAAAUCGUGAAAACUUUUAACCCCUUAACCCCCCAAAAUCAUGGUUGAAUGCGUGAAAUAGACAACAGAUAAAGUUGAGUUCUAACAAGAGGGGGGAAGAGAGUAUGUGGGAGGCUCUGAAAGGGCCCACCACCUCAGCUGGGAGACCUGAUAGAGUUUUUCCGGCCUUUGUACCAGC
Messenger RNA from Nanorana parkeri, 1285 nucleotides. Its product is annotated as RNA-binding protein 4B-like. Gene Ontology annotation, cellular component: nuclear speck. Lineage: Eukaryota; Metazoa; Chordata; Amphibia; Anura; Dicroglossidae. Gene Ontology annotation, molecular function: mRNA binding. Bases 127 to 1155 code for a protein of 342 amino acids. The transcript has 4 exons. The record is from RefSeq and is a predicted model, not a curated record. Gene Ontology annotation, biological process: mRNA splicing, via spliceosome.